Molecule: messenger RNA, 1770 nt
Organism: Rotaria socialis
Lineage: Eukaryota; Metazoa; Rotifera; Eurotatoria; Philodinida; Philodinidae
Source: the annotation of a GenBank genome assembly
AUGUAUUCUUCUCGAUCAUUGUCAAUGAAAGAAGAAGCAGACGAUGAUUCAUUUUCUUCUCAUAAAAGAUAUUAUUUUGGCCCGAGUCGUCUUUUAACAAAACGAAUUCAUAUUAAAUCGAAUGAUGGAACAUUGGAUUUUACAAUAACUGGUGGAAAUUAUCUUCAGCCAAUUCAAGUUGCGUCAGUUGUUUGGGCUUCACAAGCUUAUUUACAAGGAAUGAGACCAGGAGACCAAAUUAUUUCUGUUAAUGGAAUCGCAUUUCAACAAAACAUUGAUUAUACAAAAGCUCUACAAAUUUUAUAUUCUUCGAAUGAACUUGACAUAAUUAUUCGAACACUUCGUAUAAAUUCUCUUGAUGCAACAUUAUAUGAUUGGUAUGAUCCAAUUCAACAACGUGUAACGUCUCCACCACCGGGAAAUUAUCUUUCGAAUGAUGCUCAAUUACCUUAUUGUGAAAGAACAGUAACAAUUUCAGUCGAAAAAGGUAAACGUCUUGGCCUAACUAUUCGUGGUGGUGCUGAGUAUGGUCUUGGAAUAUUUAUAUCAGGUGUUGAUAAAGCUUCUCUUAGUGACCAAGCUGGUCUUUCUAUUGGUGAUCAAAUAUUAUCUGUUAAUGGAAUUGAUUUUCUUCAUAUAACACAUUCCGAUGCUGUUCAAUUGUUAAGAAAUAUUGAUAAAAUGUCAUUUCAUUUAAGACAAAUUAAUAAAUUACCAAAACCAAAAGAUGAAAUUAAAAGAAUAAAUAAUAAAUCAAUUCGAACAAGUCCUCGGGUAUUUCCUAAAAUAAUUAGUAAAAACAAAUCUCUAUCUGAUGUUUCAUCAUCAUCAUCAUCAUCGUUAAUUAAUUCAAAAACUAAUUUUUUUCAACAAAUUAUUGAUACAGAGGAUCAACUUAAAGUUAAACAUUUGCUUAGUCAAUAUUUACAAGAGAAAAUUCAUAUUGAUCAAUUAAUUAAACCUUUAUUACAAAUUCUAAUUAAACAAAAUCAACAGUAUCGAAAUGAAAUAAUUGAAUCAAUUAGAAGAUUUGUUCGUCGAAAUGAUCUUGACCGUUUUGAUAUUUAUAUUAUAAAAGAUGAUUUAACUACGUUAAAGUUGUCUCAUGAACGUCUUAUUCAAACUUCUUUAUCAUCAUCUCGAAUGCCAUUUCAUUCACCUAUCUAUAAUAUGUCGAAAUCUGUUGAAAACUUAUCAAUUGAAAAUGAUGAACGUUUAAUUCGUCCAAAAUCAUUGUUUUUGGAAGAGCAAAUAAAACAAUCAUUUGAUCAAUUUUCACCAAGAAUUCAAAGAAAAUUUUCAAUUGAAAAUAAAAAUGUUUCAAUGGGUAAUUUUUAUGAAAAUAAUAAUUUAUUACGAAAAACGAAAAGUCUGCAUAAUGUUAAUAAACAAGAAGAAUUUAUUUUAUUAAAUAAAUCUCGAACAAAUUUAACAAUUGAACAGCAAAAUAUAAUUGAAGAUUUUCUUAAAGAUUAUUCAUUACCAUAUCCAAUAACAAUUCAUAAAGUUCGUCCAACAUUAGGUGUAGCUAUUGAAGGUGGUUUUCAAGAUAGAAUUCCAUUACCAAGAAUUGUUUACAUGCAGCCUGAUGGAUGUGCAUAUGUAUCAAGUGGUCUUCGUGUUGGUCAUGUUAUUAUUGGUUUAAAUGGAUAUUCAAUGAAAGAAUUAUUACAUAAAGAAGCUGCUUUAUUUAUUGCUUCUUCAUUUAAAGAUAAAAAUACAUCAAGCAUGGAUUUAUUAGUUGUUGAGCCAUUAAUUAAAGAACAAUAA